Messenger RNA from Kwoniella botswanensis, 3321 nucleotides. RefSeq lists its product as uncharacterized. The transcript has 14 exons. The coding region runs from base 1 to 3321 and encodes 1106 amino acids. NCBI's taxonomy places the organism in Eukaryota, Fungi, Basidiomycota, Tremellomycetes, Tremellales, Cryptococcaceae. The record is from RefSeq and is a predicted model, not a curated record. Gene Ontology annotation, cellular component: microtubule organizing center.
AUGGCCCCUGCAUCCUCGUUGGCCGCACUCAUGGCCUCCCCGGCACCUUCAGGCGGAGAUGCAACGGUCUUAGCUCACGGUCAGACUUUACCUGAUAUAUCGCUGGGAUCGUUGGGAUCAAGUUUCAGAUCAGAGGAUGAGGAGAGGGAACAGGCCGAAAGAGCGGCGAGAGCAGGCAAUGCUGGCAGUAGUGCACUUGGCCGACCUAGCAGAGCUCAACGACAUGAUCAAUCACCUUCCCCACCUUCCUCACCCAAACGGAUCCCUUCGUCCGCCCUUCACUCACUCUCACCUCCGCCGACAGUCCGUAAAUCCUCUUCUCACUCUGGCUUACCUCAGUCCAACGCCCCACGGCGUCCGAGAGUCCUAAAACGUCAAACAAGCGUAUCGUCGCAAUCAUCAGCUUCUGGAUCAGAUCUGGAUGUAGAUGGACCAUUGAGAGCGAGAUAUGGAGAUGGCGAUAAUACAGAUGAUGAGGCUCUCCUCUCUUCGUUGAGUCUCGCAGCAUCACCUCAGAAAUCAUCAUAUGCUCAGAAGAAGGCUCCAUAUCAUGGGGGAGUGAGUAGGAGAGGUGGGAGACAUAGUGUAGCGGCGGGUGAUAUGUCGAAUAACGGUCCGAUGACUUUACGUGAUCAAGAGAAGCAACUCGAGGAAUCCAAAAAAGAAGUAUUCAACCUUCAACUCGAGAAUCAUUUCCUUAAAGAACGACUUUCCAACAUGGCUCCGGAGCAUAUCGAGGCAGCCCUAAAAGAAAAUGUCAAGUUGAAACUGGAGAUAUUAAAUCUAUCUAAAGAAUUGAAGAAAUUGAAGAAAUUGGUUUUGCAGCAAGAUCGGGAUCUGGCCGCUGCCUCGCACUCGGCCGGAGGGAGUGGAUCAGAGUUGAGAGAAUUGGAGAGAAUGUGGAAAGAAGAGAAAGAAAGACGGAAAUUAGCUGAAGAAGCAUUAAAGUCGCAAGCAAACGGAGAUGAAGGGUUAAGAGAGAGGUUGGAAGAUACAGAAGAAUCUGAGAAGAUAUGGAGGAAGAGAUCCGAAGAAUUAGAAGAUGAGUUGGAACACGUGAAAAUACAGUUGGAAGAUGCCAACGAACAGUAUCAAAGAGUUCAGGAGGUAGCUGAUAGGGCGAUUGAUGAAGUUGAUAAUCUCAAAGAAGAGUUGGAGAGAUUGAGAGAGUCUAAUGCGGAAGGGUUGAGUAGGAGUAAAGAGAGUAGAUUGGCUAAUAAGGUACAGGAGUUAGAGCAGGAGAACGCAUCUCUACAAGCUGAUUUAUCGUUGGCUAAGAAAGGUGCAUUAUCAGAAGCCGAUGCUGAACUGUUGGAAGAGAAACUGAACGAACUGCAAGACCAACUAGCAGCCGCUCAACUCGAUGUGGAGUCUCGUGAUCGAGAAAUUGAAGAGCUUAACAACGAACUUGAUAAGCAUCUGAGAGAUCAUGAGAAGGAAUUACAGCAGGUCGAAGAGGAAUGGAGAGAUGAGGUAUUAGAAGCUAGAGCUCAAGUGGAUGAAUUGAAGGAUGCCCUGGACUCUCGUGAACAAGAUACGAAAGAGGUACAUGAGGCUUUACGCGAUCGAGAAGAAGAAUUAUCUGCUGCAUUGAAUAAGAUUGAAGAUCUUCAGGCUAUACAGGCUGAAACCCACGACCGACUGGAGGAGACGCUGAGGAAUAUCGAGAAUGAUAAUAGGGAGAAAGACGGGGAGCUGUUAGCUGCGAAUAGGGAGGUUGAAGAGCUUGGCCAAAGAGUAUACGAACUCGAAGAAGCGCUGGAAGAUUACCGAAUCAAAGAAUCAGAUUUGAACGCCGAUCUGAAAUCGGCCGAUGAAGCUUUCGAAAAUGCUAAAUCGCAUUAUGAGAAUCUGGUCAGUGCCUUGAAAGAAGCUCGAAGGAAGUUGCAGCAGGAAAGAGAUGGAGCUUUGUCUCAGGUUGAGAAGGUCGAGGAGAUGAGGAUUGAGGAGUUGGAUAGGAUAGAAAGGGAACGAAAGAGUGAGGAAGGAGGAUGGAAGAGGCGGUUACAAGAGAAAGAUCAGUCAUUAUCCCGUCUCACUGCCGAGCUCAAUUCUACGAGAGACCGAUUAGCUCAACGCGAACGAGAUCUAUCCAAUGUCGAGAACGCCCUCAGAUCAUUGGAAGACGAAAGGAAGAAAUUGGGUGAUGAGCAUACAUCCGAUAGGUUCGGUCUGGAAUUGGAGUUGGAGCGAUUCAAGAGGGAUUUGAAUAGAGCUGAAGAGGAUUUGGAAAUUUUGAAGAGGGAGCUGGAAGAAAGGGAUGCGGGAUUGAGAGAUAGGGAUUUGAAUUUGGCUAGAAUGCUCGACAAACAACGCGAUCUUGAGAAUAGAUUGGCAUCGGAGAGACAGGGUAGAUUACAUAUGUCUGAUAAGCUGGAUCAGACUAAUAAGAUCGCUAAGCAGCAUGAGAAAGAAGCGAUACAUCUACGAGAAAGGAUCGAAGAGCUCGAACCUCUCCUGACUGAAACGCAACAUGAGAGAUUCGCAUUGCAAAAACAAUCUGAAUCGCAGCGUCAGGAGAGAAGUGAAUUGCUUUUGAGAGUUUACAGGGAUGUAAACAGGUUCUUAGGCAAGGAUGAUGCCCUUACACCUUCCAACUUUACCGUCUUCCGAGAUACUUUAGUACAAAGGUUGAAAUCUAUGAUUCAAAUCAGAACGGAUUUCGAGAAAAAGAUCAAAGAAACUGAGUCGUCUGUUGAUCAACGUGUAAGCGCACUGAAGAAACAGCUCGAGCAGAAAUGGCGAUCAUUGGAUAACUUUGAAGCUGCAGUCAAGAAGUUGGAAUUGGCCAAGAUGCAGUGGAAGAGUAAAUAUGCAGUCAAAGAAGGUGAACUGGAGGCUGCCAGGGCACGCAACCACGAACUCACCUCUCAACUCUCAUCCCAGCGGACGGGAAUGACCACCUCCUCAUCAUCCGAAAUCAAAUCACUUCAAUCCCGAGCAGAAUCCGCCGAAAGACGAGCAAUGAAUUUGGCCAAUCAAUUAGCCAUCAUUGAAGCUAGAUUGGCAGAAGCACAGCAGAAAGCAGGACAAGCGGAGAAUAAAUGGGAAGCAAGAGUGAAAGAGUACGAGAAUAGGUUGAGGGUUGCAGGGGAAAAAAUCAAAACGGAGAAACAGGGUGGGAAAGAGAGGGCGAUGCAGUUGGAAGCUCAAGUUAGGGACCUUGAAAGACAGAUAUCAGAAACUCGAAAGAGGAACCAAAGAGUGGAAGGUGUUGUGGCUCAUGCGCAUGCGAAUGUCCAGAAUCUGUCCCCUGAUAUGAACGAGUUUAGGCGAAGGGGUGAUAUAGGGUAUGCAUUCGGUGGGAGGACGUCGAGGUGA